UAGUCUUUUGUAGAUAUCAAGUUAUGGACAAAAUAGUUAUAAGUGUGAGCUCCAAUGAGAUACAAAUAUGUGAAAGGAUUGGGUAUGGCAGCUAUGGUGUUGUCCAUAAAGCAUUGUGGCAGACUGAAUUGGAAGUUAUAACAAUUGCUCUGAAAAUAAUUGAAGACAAAAGUCAAGAUUCAGAAACAGAGAAGAUUCGUUUCGAAAAGAAUAUUCUCCGAGAAAUAGAGAAUUUACAAAAAUGUACUCAUCCGAAUAUUAUCACAUUGUACGGAGUCUCCAAAUACAGUGAUAACAUUUGUUUACUGUUCGAGUAUGCGGAUUGUGGAUCACUCUACAAAUUCUUGCACCGCACGAAAAGGGAAGUUUCGAUGGACGAGAGGAUUGAUUGGAUGCUGCAAUGUGCCAAGGGUAUAGAGUACUUGCAUAAACAAAGCAUAGUUCACCGGGAUCUUAAGACGCAAAACUUGUUACUUUUCAAUGGAUAUCGCACGUUGAAAAUAUGCGAUUUUGGUACAGUUAAAGAACUUGUGACAAUAAAUACCGAGGUAAUCGGGACUGUUUGUUACAUGGCACCAGAAGUUUGUAAUUUCAAUGGAAAAUACACUGAAAAGUGUGAUGUGUUUAGCUUUGCAAUCAUAUUUUGGGAAGUUAUGUCAAGGAAGAAGCCAUUUUACGAAUUUAAUAAUUUGCAUGCAUUGGCAAUCCAAAAAAAAAUAAUUGAAGAUAAGCGUCCGAAUUUAAAUGACAUUAUUUACAAGAAUUGUGAUUGGGUUAAACCAAUAAUAAAAAAAUGCUGGGAUCAUGAUCCAAAAAAGCGGGCAACGAUGAAAGAGCUGUGUGAUUUUCUCCCGAAUUAUGACAUAUACAUAUUUUUUAACGAGAUCCAAUUUGGGAAUGUAAUGCAGCUUAGAGGAUAUAUUGAUUUUUUCACAGCAAAUUGGAAAAACAAAAAAAUUGUUGUACACAAAAUUAAAGACUAUUUUGAGGAAGACGAAAAAUCUUUCUUCAAAGAAAUUCGUAAUUUGAAAAGGUUGAACCAUCCAAAUAUUAUUACAUUAUAUGGUGCCUCCAAGCAUCCCGACAAUCGCUUAUGCGUAUUUUCUGAGUUUGCAGAUUGUGAUUCACUUUAUGAUUGUAUACAUGAUGACGAUAUCAAGAUUUCAUACUAUCAGAUACUGCGUUGGAUGUUGCAAUGUGCCAAGGCUUUGAAGUACUUGCAUAGCAAAAAAAUAGUCCAUCGAUCUCUAAGUUCCCGCAAUUUAUUACUAUUCGAUAAGUAUCGUGUAUUAAAAAUAAGUAAUAUUUUUCAAGUGAAGAAAUUUCGUAUUGUGCGAGAUCCCUAUUUGGCUCCAGAAUACUGGGCUACUAAUCAAAAAUGUACAAAAAAGUGUAAUAUAUUUAGCUUUGCCAUUAUUUUUUUGGAAGUAAUGACGAGGAAAAAGCCGUUUGAACUAUAUAGACUUAUGGAGAUAUUUUCAGUCGCACAUAGUCUAAAUAAUGAUGAUCUUUUAGAUUUGAUUCACAUGGAAAUAAACGAGUCAGAUCGUAUAAUGCAAAUAAUAAAAAAGUGCUUAAAUCGAAAUCCAGAAAAUAGACCAACUAUGAAACGAAUUGUGUCUUUUCUCGGAUGCGAUUAUAGGCUUUGCAUUAAUGUGGACCAUGCUGACUUGGGAUUCACGACAUUUACUGACUCUACCUGUGAGACGCUUUGCACAGCAUUGUGGAGACGUUCGGAAUCUAAUGGUUUAGUAAAACAUGAUUUUGAUACUGAUUUAAUAACGACAAAGGUGGCACUAAAAGAAAUUGACUGCAAUAAGAAAAUGAUAUGGGAAAUUAUAAGAGAAGUCCCCAAGAUUUUAGGUCUAGCUCAUAAGAAUAUUGCCACAUUAUUCGGAGUUUCUUUAAAUGAUUCAAAUAAUAUUUGCAUGGUUGUCGAGUAUGCAAAAUGUAGAACACUCUACCAUUUGCUGCAUUGUCGUAAGUAUAAAAGGAUCUUAUUCCGGGAGAAGCUGAAUUGGAUGCAGCAAUGUGCCAAGGGUUUGGAGUACUUGCAUGGAAAAAACAUAAUCCAUCGGAGUCUUACAACUCGAAGCUUGUUACUUUUCGAUAAUUGUCGUAAAUUAAAAAUAGCUGAUUUCGGAAAAAUGAAUGAAGUUGAAAUAAUUAGAACUGAUUUCAUGUGUUGCUACUUGGCUCCAGAAGUUUGCAUGGAAAAAAAAAACUUUACAGAAAAUUCGGAUGUUUUUAGCUUCGGUAUAAUUUUUUGGGAAGUGAUCCAACGAGAGAAGCCAUUUUCCGACAGGGAUUUGCAUGACAUCAGUGAACAUAUAAAAAGAGGUAUUCGACCGGAUAUUUAUAAUUUGAUCAAAGACGAUUAUAGUGGUAUAGUACCGAUAAUGGAAUGUUGUUGGCGCCAAUCCUCAACAGAUCGUCCAACGAUGAGUGAAGUGCGUCGCGAUUUAAAUUAUUCAAUUAAGCGCUAUGACCGUCAAUCAAAUUGCUGCAUAAGUUAGAACGAAAUUAAAAUAAAGCAAUAACAAAUUAUUAUUAUUAUUCUUGUAUAAUACAGAAUAAUACAGAUUAUGUUG
This is a messenger RNA of Drosophila albomicans, 2591 nucleotides long. Its product is annotated as mitogen-activated protein kinase kinase kinase 7-like. Gene Ontology annotation, molecular function: MAP kinase kinase kinase activity; ATP binding; magnesium ion binding. The coding region runs from base 24 to 2516 and encodes 830 amino acids. The record is from RefSeq and is a predicted model, not a curated record. Lineage: Eukaryota; Metazoa; Arthropoda; Insecta; Diptera; Drosophilidae. The transcript is spliced from 15 exons. Gene Ontology annotation, biological process: protein phosphorylation; positive regulation of canonical NF-kappaB signal transduction; JNK cascade.